AUGGAGAUGCGUUUCCGAAAUGGCGAUAUACAAAGUGCUCGACCUCCCAGCUGGUGGAAGGAUGUUGUCGUUUACCAAAUUUGGCCUGCCUCAUUCAAAGAUUCGAAUGGGGACGGACUGGGAGAUCUGCGUGGUAUCAUUUCAAAGUUGGAUUACCUGAAGGACCUUGGCGUUGAUGUUAUCUGGCUAUCGCCCAUGUAUGAUUCACCACAAGAUGACAUGGGCUACGAUAUUUCCGACUACAACAAGAUCUAUCCACCUUAUGGAACAAUGGAUGAUAUGGAUGAACUGAUCGCCGGCGUUCACAACCGUGGAAUGAGAAUCGUCCUGGAUCUGGUGGUGAAUCAUACGAGCAGUGAGCAUUGGUGGUUCCAGGAAAGCAAGAAGAGUAGAAAGGGCAAGUACGCAGACUUUUACAUGUGGAGGGAUGCAAAGAUCGGUAAGGACGGCACGAGAGAGCCUCCAAACAACUGGGGCAGCGUUUUUGGUGGGAGUGCCUGGGAGUGGGGUGAAGAAAGAGAGCAAUAUUAUUUGCACAUUUUCGCCACACGACAGCCUGACUUGAAUUGGGAAUCUGCUGAAGUACGCAAGGAAAUCCACGAGAGUGCGUUAAGGUUCUGGUUCAAGAAGGGAGUCGACGGCUUCCGGGUUGACACCUGCAACAUCUACAGCAAAGAUCCGGAGUUGAAGGACGGCGAGGUAACGCCACGUUCGGCACCCUUCGGCGACCCUCAAGAAGGCAUGGUUAACGGGCCAAUGAUCCAUCCAAUCUGGCAAGAAAUCAGACAAAAGGUGUUGAACGAUUUCGGCGAUCCACUUAUGGUGGGAGAGUUGUCGCUAUGCACCUUUGAAGAGACGAUGAAGUACAUUGGACGGGAGCCGCGUGAACUAUCCAUGGUUUUCGACUUUACCUAUACCAUGCUUGGCGGUAUACAUGAAAAGCCUCCUCAUGAAGUUGGUUCCUAUCCGCUACCGGAGGCUAAAAAAGCAAUGAAGAAACCUCAGGAGUACGUCGUCCAGCCAUUGGCUUGGGCGUCUGUCUUUAAGGAGAAUCACGAUCUACCGCGGAGUAUUUCAAGGCACGGGACCAACAAUCCCAAGUUUUGGGAGAUGGCCGCGAAGUUGCUGGCAAUGAUGACUUCGACAUUGUCAGGGACGUUGUUUCUCUACCAAGGAGAGGAGAUUGGCAUGACAAACAUACCAGAGACGUGGAGCAUCGAUGAUUGCAAGGAUCUCUCGUCAAUCAAUUACUGGAAUAAGAUGGAAAAAGAGUAUCCCAACGACAAAGAGAUGAUGCAAAAGGUUUGGAAGGGGAUUGUCGAAUGUAGCCGGGAUAACGCCAGGACUCCAGUUCAGUGGUCUGGUGAAGAAAAUGCUGGGUUCACCACCGGGAAGCCUUGGAUGAGGGUUAACGAAAACUACCAGACGGGUCUCAACGUGGCUGAUCAGCAGAAAAGUCAGGACAGCGUUUGGUCAUUCUGGAAAGAGUUGCUCCGACUUCGGAAGCAACACAAGGAGAUUUUUAUGGAAGGAAGUUAUCAUGUUCACGACUUGGAAAAUAAGCAAACGUGGACCUUUGAGAAGCGAGGAAAGGAGGGGCGGAAAGCCUGGAUUGUCUUAAACUUCUCGGAGAAUGAGUCACCAGUCGAAACCAGAGGCAAGCUAGCCUUAUCGAAUGCGAGCAAUCCAGGGGAUCGUUUGCAGCCUUUCGAGGGCAGAAUUUAUUUCCAGGAGUAA
This is a messenger RNA of Cyphellophora europaea CBS 101466, 1737 nucleotides long. RefSeq lists its product as uncharacterized. The record is from RefSeq and is a predicted model, not a curated record. Gene Ontology annotation, molecular function: alpha-amylase activity. Bases 1 to 1737 code for a protein of 578 amino acids. Lineage: Eukaryota; Fungi; Ascomycota; Eurotiomycetes; Chaetothyriales; Cyphellophoraceae. Gene Ontology annotation, biological process: oligosaccharide catabolic process. The transcript has 2 exons.